UGUUAAGCAAGUGCAAUGUAUGAUAACGUUAUUCUGUUCGGAACUCUCUGGAAACUUCCCAGCCUACUCAGGAUAGACACCGAACCUCUACACAGCUUCUGCAGCUUCCUUCACACUCUUACUUGCCUGACUCCACCCAUACUAUCCGCCUGGUUCCUUCAGUAUGCAAGGAGUACUUCUCCUGUAGCAGAGAGACUUUCAAACAGCUGGCUGGAUGUUCGUCACAUUGAAAAAUAUGUAGACCAAGGUAAAAGUGGAACGCGAGAAUUACUGUGGUCCUGGGCACAGAAAAACAAGACCAUCGGUGACCUUCUACAGAUUCUUGAGGACAUGGGGCAUCAUCGAGCUAUUCAUUUAAUUACAAAGCACGGAACAGGCAUGCGUCCUUUGAAGGAGAGUCAUCAGGAAUGUGGAUUUCCGCACAUACCAGCCAAGAAAACAGCCAAUGUCACAGUGAAUAAUGUUCCUACUCCUGAACAUAAUGAAAAAGGAAUAUUGCUGAAGUCCCCCAUCAGCUUUCAGCACAUCGUAGAAGGAACCAGAAAUUUCCACAGAGACUUCCUAAUUGGCGAAGGGGAGAUUUUCGAGGUAUACAAGGUGGAGAUUCGAAACCGAACAUAUGCCAUUAAAUUAUUGAAACAGGAUAAAAAAAUGCAGUAUAAGAAACAUUUGAAGAAAUUUUUAUCUGAGAUUGAAGUUUUACUACUGUUUCACCAUCCCAACAUCCUGGAGUUGGCGGCAUAUUUUACAGAGGCUGAGAAGCUCUGUCUGGUUUAUCCGUAUAUGAGAAACGGAACACUGUUGGACAGACUACAGUGUGUCGGCGGCACGGCCCCCCUCUCGUGGCAUGCUCGAGUCGGUGUGUUGAUCGGUGUAUCCAGAGCCGUGCAGUACCUGCACAGCACGCAGCCGUGCUCUGUCGUCUGCGGCAGCAUAUGCAGUGCGAACAUACUUUUGGAUGACCAGUUUCAACCGAAACUAACCGACUUUGCCACGGCACACUUCCGACACCACCUAGAACAACAGAGCUCCACUAUAAAUAUGACCAGCAGCAGCGGUAAACAUCUGUGGUACAUGCCAGAGGAGUAUAUCAGGCAGGGAAAACUUUCUACGAAAACGGACAUCUACAGCUUUGGAAUUGUAAUAAUGGAGGUUCUGACAGGUUGUAAGGUGGUGUUGGAUGAGCCCAAGCACAUUCAGCUGCGGGAUCUCCUCAUGGAGCUGAUGGAGAGGAGAGGCCUCGAUUCCUGCCUGUCGCUUCUGGAUAAGAAAGUGCAUCCUUGUCCUCGGAACUUCUCCGCCAAGCUCUUCUCUCUGGCUGGCCAGUGUGCUGCAACUCGGGCGAAGUUAAGGCCAUCCAUGGAUGAAGUGCUAAAUGCUCUUGAAAGCGCUCAGGCCAGCUUGUAUUUUGCGGAAGACCCGCCCACAUCACUCAAGUCCUUCAGGUGCCCUUCUCCCGUAUUCCUGGAUAAUGUACCAAGUAUCCCAGUGGAGGAUGACGAAAGCCAGGUUAAUCCCUCGCCGCCUCGUGACAAAGGUUUGAGGAAAAACAGACCGACCCCAAACAUCCCUUUCGAGUGUAGCCAGUCUGAGGUUACGUUUCUGGGCUUGGACAGAAAGACAGGGAAUAAGAGAAAUGAAGACGCCUGCAGCAUGCCGAGUUUUCCUGGCGAGGAAAGUUGGUCCCCAAAGCGUACAGCUUCGUCCCAGGACCUACAGGCCACCGAGGUGAACUUGGACUCUUUCUUGGAAGCCCCCAGCCAUUCUGCGGCUUGCAGAAGCAGGCCGGUGCAGACUAGGUGCUCCUCGGAAUUUUUCUGCAAUAAACAUGAACAGUACAAAAAGGAAUAAAUCCCACCGGAAGGCAAAGAAAGAAAGCAAGAGCCGCGGAGGCACGCGGGUAAAGGGUGUCACCUCGGGGAACAUGGCCCCGUAGGUAGUGCUCGGAGCAUGGCCGGUGGCACGCUCGGGGGAUGCAGAUAAACACUAAGGACAGUUCCAUUCGCUCCUCCCAACCCAAAGCAGAGUGACUUACGCAGAUGUUUCACCAGAGUAAUUGCCGCAUGAAGGAACAAAGUAGGGCCAUUCACAGUUACUCAAGACUCUGUGUGCGGACCUCAGCCAGACAAAACGGUCAGAAGCUCACAAAGGAGAACGGGUUCUCAGGCCCGGCGACACCCGAAUGAGCCCUCAGACCCUCGUAGCUACGGAUGUUCCGUUGGGUCCCGUCGACUGGUUUAGUUUGUGAGGGAAAUGUGUAACUUGUAAGUGUUAGUAGCUGUCUUGUUGAAAGAAUUGCCUUUUUACUGUGACUGGCGCUUCCUGCUUUUGUGUUAUCAAACGUCCCUUCCUAAAAUGAGCCCGGUUUGCCCUUGGCUGGGAAGGGCGUGCUGUGUGCAGAGCCAGGGUUCCUGCUCAAGAUCUGUAUUUGUGUGAGCUCCUGGGUAGUUUAUUAUGUAUAAUCUAGUUGCUGACUAGUGCUGCUGAUCUUUACUAACUCAGAAACCUACUAGAUCCUGUGUAGAAGGUGUAACAUUUUAACCAAAUAAUUGUUGCUGAGAGAAUAACUGGCCCUAAGAGCCCAGGUUAGCUGUGGGGCUCUGUGCCUUCCAGCUGUGUGCCUUUGUUCCAGCUGUGUUCUUGGAGCUCCCUGUUUGAAAUCUGAUCAACUGUUAGGCUCUGCAGAACUCUCAUCCUCCGGGAAGCCGCCCCAGUCUCUCCAGCCAGAAGUGUUCACUUCAUCAGCAUUUCCAUAGCGAUUUCUUUCCAUUUCUGUUUUAGACUUGUCAUUUUCUGAAUUAUAUCCAAGUUGCCCACGUC
Messenger RNA from Chinchilla lanigera (long-tailed chinchilla), 2820 nucleotides. It is a transcript of the gene Irak3, whose product is annotated as interleukin-1 receptor-associated kinase 3. The record is from RefSeq and is a predicted model, not a curated record. NCBI's taxonomy places the organism in Eukaryota, Metazoa, Chordata, Mammalia, Rodentia, Chinchillidae. Gene Ontology annotation, cellular component: nucleus; cytoplasm; plasma membrane. Gene Ontology annotation, biological process: negative regulation of MAP kinase activity; protein phosphorylation; intracellular signal transduction. Gene Ontology annotation, molecular function: ATP binding; protein binding; protein serine/threonine kinase activity.